AUGGUGCCAGAGUGUGAGAUUAUAGUUCAUGACAGAGUUAUGCCAGGUGAUUUGGUGGUAUUGGCUAUUCAAGAUUUUGAUCUUUUAUUAGGCAUGGAUUGGCUAUCUCGCCAUUAUGCCAAGGUUGACUGCCGACGCGAGAUUAUUACCUUUGAGCCUCCAUAUCAGCCAGAGAUGAUAUAUAGGGGAGUAAAACCAGUUGUGGCAACACCAAUGAUUUCAGUUAUGCAAGCAGAGAAGUUGAUAAGGCAAGAGUGUGAAGCAUAUUUAGCAUUUGUGACCAUUGGUUCUAAGGAGAAGAAAGAGUUGGCUGAUCUUCCUAUUGUUCGGAAUUUCCCGGACGUAUUUCCAGAUGAGUUGCCGAGCGUACCACCCUAUAGGGAGAUUGAUUUUUCCAUUGAGUUGCUGCUAGGCACUAAACCCAUUUCUAAGACUCCUUAUCGCAUGGCUCCCAACGAAUUAAAAGAGUUGAAGGUGCAAUUGCAAGACCUUUUAGAUAAAGGUUUUAUCUGA
Messenger RNA from Diospyros lotus (date-plum), 513 nucleotides. RefSeq lists its product as uncharacterized. Bases 1 to 513 code for a protein of 170 amino acids. The transcript has a single exon. NCBI's taxonomy places the organism in Eukaryota, Viridiplantae, Streptophyta, Magnoliopsida, Ericales, Ebenaceae. The record is from RefSeq and is a predicted model, not a curated record.